AAUGCGGUUUGCCUGGGAGCGGGGGACAAACCCGUGAGUGAAUAUAGAUCAGUUCUUUACUAUCAGGUCAAACAGCCACGUUGGAUGGAAACGUUAAAGGUAGCAGUCCCUAUUGAAGACAUGCAAAGGAUACAUCUGCGCUUCAUGUUCAGACACAGGUCAUCUCAAGAGUCUAAAGAUAAAGGAGAAAAGAAUUUUGCAAUGGCCUACAUAAGACUAAUGAAGGAGGAUGGGACUACUCUUCAAGAUGGCAUCCAUGAUUUGUUAGUCCUAAAGGGGGACAGUAAAAAAAUGGAGGAUGCUAGUGCUUACUUGGCAUUACCUUCUACACGUCAACACAUAGAAAAUAAAGGAGCAACCGUAGUCAGGAAUUCAAGUAUUGUAGGGGGGCUUUCAGUAAGCUCACGAGAUGCGUUUUGUAUUUCAACUCUUGUUUGUUCUACAAAGUUAACUCAGAAUGUGGGCUUACUAGGUCUCUUGAAGUGGCGUAUGAAGCCAGAGCUGCUUCAGGAGAACCUAGAAAAACUGAAGAUUGUGGAUGGAGAGGAAGUUGUGAAGUUUCUCCAAGAUACGUUGGAUGCCCUGUUUAACAUUAUGAUGGAACAUUCCCACAGUAAUGAGUAUGACAUCCUUGUUUUUGAUGCACUGAUAUAUAUCAUAGGACUCAUUGCAGACCGUAAGUUUCAACAUUUUAACACUGUUUUGGAAGCAUAUAUCCAACAGCAUUUUAGUGCAACUCUGGCGUACAAGAAAUUAAUGACGGUUCUGAAGACUUACCUGGAUACCUCCAGCCGAGGGGAGCAAUGUGAACCUAUCCUAAGAACUCUGAAAGCAUUGGAAUAUGUUUUCAAGUUCAUUGUUAGAUCAAGGACAUUAUUUUCACAGUUAUAUGAAGGCAAAGAACAAACAGAAUUUGAAGAAUCUGUGAGGAGACUCUUUGAAUCCAUCAACAACCUAAUGAAAAGCCAACAUAAAACUGCCAUUUUGUUGCAGGUUGCUGCCUUGAAGUAUAUACCAUCAGUUCUUCAUGAUGUUGAAACAGUCUUUGAUGCCAAGUUACUGAGCCAACUAUUAUAUGAAUUUUACACUUGCAUUCCACCAGUGAAACUACAGAAGCAGAAAGUGCAGUCCAUGAAGGAAAUAGUGCACAGCAACCUUUUCAAAAAACAAG
Molecule: messenger RNA, 1171 nt
Organism: Phaethon lepturus (White-tailed tropicbird)
Lineage: Eukaryota; Metazoa; Chordata; Aves; Phaethontiformes; Phaethontidae
Product: dedicator of cytokinesis protein 2-like
Exons: 11
Biological process (GO): small GTPase-mediated signal transduction; cell migration
Cellular component (GO): plasma membrane; cytoplasm
Molecular function (GO): guanyl-nucleotide exchange factor activity; small GTPase binding
Source: RefSeq, a predicted model, not a curated record